GAAAUUGCUGGAAUCUUUCUAUCACAAUUUGUUUCAAAUAUAAGUCAGCCUCUUAACAUUGUAGGUACCGAAAGUUCUACAAACAUUGAUAGUUUGAAACUGGCGUUCAGUCAAAUUAAGCUCAAUAGUACAAUACCACCUUUUGGUAAAAGAUUGCUACUGUCGUCUUAUGUUAUCUUCCAAAAUGAUACUCUGGUGACCGGAAAGGCUCUUGGCGGAUUCACUAUUACGAAUCCUUUCACGUCAAACAUCACAAUUAGCGAGUUGAAACAAGUAAACAUCACAUUUCACGACAUUCCCAUAGCAUUUAUUAGUAAUUUUUCGUUUCCUCUCACUGUUAAAGGCCGAGACACAAUAACAUCCCCGCCGCUCCCAAUUAAUGUUAAUCUCACUCCGACUAAUCUUGUUGCAACUGUUAAAGCCGCGGCAGCUGACAAACAUAUCGAUAUCACGCCCCUCCUACCUCUCCUUGAAUUAAUCGGUGGUGGAAAUAAGUCACAAUCAGAAAGCCAACUCUCCAAAUCCGGAUCUGAUGAACAAAGCGCGCUAAAAUUGCUCGAGAAAAUUUUGGGAACCCUAAAUGUUGAUGUUAGCAUGAGUUCUAAUGUUCUGAUAGAUCAGUUCCCAGCACCCCUGUCAUUCGUAGAAAAAGAUGUACCAUGUGCUGUAAACGGCGUCGAUAUUAUAAUUACCCAGAUUGCCUUACCAAUUGCUCAAGGUCUUGUUGGUAAUAGUACAAUUACAGUGAAUACGGCAAUCAUGUCUGAAGAACAGGCGGCAACUUUCAACCUUCACAUUAAUGGUGUUAUUGGUAAUGUUGGAAAGGUCAAGGCUAAAAUCACGUUCCCAACUGGUGUAAAUGUUUCCACGGAAGGUAAAGAGCUUGGUAUCGCAAAAUUACCACCUGUCACGUCCAAUGGUACCGGUGAAGCGAGUAUCAACAGCGAUUCCGUAUUCCAGAUUACAAAUGUUCCGAACUUUUCUGAGUUCGUUUUAGUUUUAUUGGGUGGUCCUUCUGCUAACUGGACCCUUUCGGCAGAUGAUGUACAAGUUGAUGCCUCAGGUAUUCCUGUAUCAGGAAUCAAAUUUAGCAAGGUUGUUCCUCUUCUGGGUUUUGACGGUCUGAAGCAGGUGAAAGUUUUAGGUUUCAGUCUUCCCGGUAUAGCUCCUGACGGCAACGUUAUAAUUGACAUUGAUAUAUCCUUGGAAAAUCCUUCGAAUGUUGGCAUAUCUCUGGGCACCAUUACUUUCAAUGUGUUUUCCGAUCAACUAUUUGUGGGUCCGAUUACUGCUACUGGUGUUACGCUUGCGCCAAAAUCUGCUGCCAACAUCUCAUUCACCGGUGAAAUCGUAAUUAAAGAUCCAAAGAUAUUAUCACAGCUCAUUGCGGUAUUAUUUUCUGGUAAAGGAAAUUUAACAGCUAAAGGUGAUACAAUUAAACCUCCAGGCGCCAAAGGUGACGUUCCGUGGUUAUCCGGUCCAUUCAAACAACUUGCACUUGUGGUUCCGAUUCCUAGCUUACCAACCACAUCGCCCGUAAAAAGUGUUGGCAUCAAAAGUUUAGAUCUUGCAUUUACCGUGGACACCGCUUUCAACCCUGAUUCAUCAUCGAGCGGAAUGGUGGCAGAAAUUCAACUACCCAUUCGUCUUCCAUCCCCGAUUAUAAGUGUUUCACAAAAUAUAACUAUUAUAGACGAAGAUGGUGGUAAAGUUGCUUCUUUGGCAAUAGCUUCAGCGCCUGCUACCCAAGUAGGAGAAAAUGUAACCAGCACGUACAAGAAUGUUUCUUUGACAGCCAUUGAUAAGACUGCAUUUGCCAAGUUUAUUGGUGAAUUAACUGUUGGUACCGUAAAAACUUUCAGUUUAUCCGGCAUUGUGUCAUCCACUUUAAAAGAAUUUUUGCUCCCACCUAUUCCGUUCAGUUUGAAAACGUCCAUGAAAG
Molecule: messenger RNA, 1942 nt
Organism: Acaulospora morrowiae
Lineage: Eukaryota; Fungi; Glomeromycota; Glomeromycetes; Diversisporales; Acaulosporaceae
Source: the annotation of a GenBank genome assembly